AUGUGUUUUAUCGUAGGUGACGCAUCCACAGCUCUCUCACUAUCGUUGGCUAGCAAUCAACGCUGCCGACACACUUCGCUAAAUGUCUUUGCUCUUGGUGAAUCAACUGCUGGCACUACCCACAGUGGAGGUCGAAAUACCAUGUCUAGAACAACCUCAGGAGAAGCAACAGCCCUUCAAAAUGAUCCCGGCCUUCGGUGGAAGAUCUCCUACCUGGGUGUUUGGCCCUCACACCAAAUUGAGCUUCGACGUGCCCUGAAACUAGUACAUAAUGCCCUAUGUCUGAGCAUGCCCCAUAUUAUCAACUCAGCCAUCCUGAGUUGUCACAAGAAUCUCUUGUGGUAUCGUCUCUUUGACGCUCAAUACUUUCCUUCUGCUCUUACGUCUGCUGCUCCACCAGUGCCACCAUCCAAUGCCGAAGAAGUCGAUGAAAUCGGUCAAGAGGCUGUAUCUCUUCUCCUUCCUGAGACUACACAUCGUGGGUUGUCUUGUGAGGAGUUCCAUGACCUCAUAAACUCAGCGCCUCUAAAGGUGGACCUCCUUCGAAUGGAUCCAAGGCUUUUGGAUUUGCUAAAUAUUUGUGGAGAGCACUUGACCUCUUCUGUGGUGAAUCACCUCAACUCCAGUGGUGGAAAAGCAGUUGCUUUCCUAUUCAAUGAUGUCAUUGAAUUGGGUAGUAGGUGGACACACCUGGCAGUUAUUGAUCCCUCUUUCCGUGAAGGCCUUAUUCACAUCUCCUGGAGGCGUGAACGCGGAUCAUUUCGACGGUCUCAGAGAUCAUUUUUACGUUUCAUUUGGGAGACCAAGGUCGAAAAAUCGCCGUCAGCCAUUUCCAAAUUUUCCUCGUUUUUACGAAACAUAAUGGCACCCAUGAAGGAACCUAUAGAGGGGAUUUCACUGUCUGAAGCCUCAGGGGAGAUCGAAUCCUCCUGGAAGUUCUGC
Hydatigera taeniaeformis is the source of this 942-nucleotide messenger RNA. Lineage: Eukaryota; Metazoa; Platyhelminthes; Cestoda; Cyclophyllidea; Taeniidae. The record is from the annotation of a GenBank genome assembly.